AUGUUGAAUUCGAGCGGCAGUACUGUCCAAGGCACUAUCCGUGCAAAAUUUCCGUUCAACGACGAUGAAGCGGCUGAUGCGCUGGCCAAGGCAAUCAGUUCGGACAGAGGCAAACCAAUCAGAACACCGUACACAGCAAAGUAUAAGAAGGAUUUAGUGAAGGACUUGGAAAAGGCACUAUCCGGCGAUUAUGAGGAGGUCGUUUUGGCUCUCAUGGAAACACCCACCAAAUAUGAUGCGAUUCAACUCAACAAGGCGAUCAAGGUUACCGUCACUUCUUUUAUUGCGUUAAUUUUACUUUCGGAAAAAGCCGGGUGGAUCCUUGUCUUACAAUGCUUUUGA
Messenger RNA from Gongylonema pulchrum, 342 nucleotides. Lineage: Eukaryota; Metazoa; Nematoda; Chromadorea; Rhabditida; Gongylonematidae. The record is from the annotation of a GenBank genome assembly.